AUGGCAGUAAAAAACAGAAUAUCCCCGCACCCGCAGCCCGCCUGCCUGCCGCCUUCGCGUCGCAUCGCGUCUCUCGCGUCCGUCCCCGUCCGUUCGCUCGUCGGCUCCAUCGUCGGGUCCGGUCCGGUUAUCCCACAUACGCGCACACGCACACGCACAAGCACACGCACACACCAAGCAUCGAGCACAAAGCACAAAGCACAAAGCACUCUACUCUACUUUACCCCGCCGCGCCGCGCCGUCGUCAUCACGAAAAGCGAAAAGCAGCCCAAGCCCGAGCCCGCUGGCUCUCCCAAGUUCCCAUCCCAAGUUCCCAGCCGCUGCACGAGCUCUCUCCGGGCCCAUCUCUUUCUUACAUAUGAUACGCACCGCACCCAAACGCCGGUUACUGCCCCAGCGAGCUCGGCACCAACCAUCUCUCUUCUCGCCCCAUGCCCCAAGAAGGACGAGUCCCAAGGGCCAAGUCGCACUGCCCACACCCCCCUGUCAUGCUACACAUACAUUAUCUCGGUGGACAGAGCAGAAGAAGCUUGGAGGGUGCUGGAGAGUGGAGAGUGGAGUCUAGUCGGCUUGGGAAGCGGUGUAUCGAUCGGUCGGUCGGUCGACGACGGCAUCCAACAGCCAACAGACUACGGAUCAACGCCGAGUCAACGGUCCGCCUGCCAGGAUCAGGAUCAGGAUCGUCGCCCGCCCGGUCGAUUCUCACCGACCGAGUUCACAGCCGCCCCGAGUGGUCUGGUCAUAGGGACGUUCCUCGGGCACUCGACGCCCGAGUCGUGA
Tricharina praecox is the source of this 780-nucleotide messenger RNA. RefSeq lists its product as uncharacterized. Lineage: Eukaryota; Fungi; Ascomycota; Pezizomycetes; Pezizales; Pyronemataceae. Bases 1 to 780 code for a protein of 259 amino acids. The transcript is spliced from 5 exons. The record is from RefSeq and is a predicted model, not a curated record.